Molecule: messenger RNA, 1956 nt
Organism: Seriola aureovittata
Lineage: Eukaryota; Metazoa; Chordata; Actinopteri; Carangiformes; Carangidae
Gene: adgrg4a
Product: adhesion G protein-coupled receptor G4a
Exons: 12
Coding region: 40-1722 (560 amino acids)
Biological process (GO): adenylate cyclase-activating G protein-coupled receptor signaling pathway; cell surface receptor signaling pathway
Cellular component (GO): membrane
Molecular function (GO): G protein-coupled receptor activity
Source: RefSeq, a predicted model, not a curated record
AGCAUCAUCAAACCUGCUGUUGGUGCUAACAUUGUCACUAUGAUUGGUGAUAUCCUGCUUUCCAAAACCAACGUAACACCAGUGGCUAACAUUGUCCUUAAUCUUACAGAUAAAAUGGGGAACAAUAUGGACUUCCUAGGUGAAUCUGUAACUUUAACAGCUCCCUCACUGGCACUUUCCAUGAUCAACACAGACUCAGAUGGAUUCACUGGCCUCACCUUUGGCGUCUCCUUCGAUUCAUCUCUCCUGAUUCCAAAUACUUUUGUAAACCAGAGCUUUGUGAGUAAACCACUCCCAGACACAGAUGCAACUAUCUCUCUGCCCUCUGCGCUCCACAACUUUUUUAAAGGAAAUACAACUCGUGUUCAGUUUCAGUUCUAUGGGACAGAUGAUCUUUUUCAGGACCCAUAUACAACCAAUUCAACAGAGAGCAGCUGGACAUUGAACUCCUACAUAGUAUCUGCCAGUAUCAAUAACAGUCAUGUCAGCAACCUGAAGGAUCGAGUGGUGGUGACCCUCAGUCAUCUAACACCCAAACAGCCAGAAGACAAUGUAGAAUGUAUGUUUUGGGAUUUCCUGAAGAACAGUGGGCAGGGUGGUUGGAACAACAAAGGGUGUAAAACCCACAGUGUUUCUUCUUAUCAGACCAGCUGUCACUGUGAUCACCUCACACAUUUCGCUGUGCUCCUGGAUGUGUCUAGAACCCCCAUCGGUGAGGCAGACAGUAAGAUUCUGACUGUGAUUUCAUAUCUUGGUUGUGGUAUAUCCUCCAUCUUUCUGGGCAUCACUCUAAUCACCUACCUCGCAUUUGAGAAGCUGCGUCGGGACUACCCAUCUAAGAUCCUCAUCAACCUGUCAGCUGCCCUGCUGGGCUUGAACAUGAUCUUCCUUCUUGAUGCUUGGCUCUCAUCCUUCUCCAACUAUGGUCUGUGCAUCGCUACUGCGGCAUCGCUGCACUACUUCAUGCUGGCUUCUUUCACCUGGAUGGGCCUGGAGGCUGUGCACAUGUACCUCGCCCUGGUCAAAGUCUUCAACAUCUAUGUUCCUUCUUACAUUCACAAAUUCUGCGCUGUAGGAUGGGGUAUUCCUCUGGUCAUAGUCAGCCUGGUGCUGGCUAUAGAUAAAGAUGCCUACGGCAACACCGUGGCUGAGGAGGCUGCAGUCAUGCUUCAAUCCCCUGACCUAUUCUGCUGGCUGCAGAAUGACGUCUUCUUCUAUGUGACGGUGGUGGCAUUUGUUCUUCUGAUCCUGUUGUGCAACAUCUCUGUGUUCAUCGUGGUUCUGAUUCAGAUCAGACAGAUGGCGGCCAAUAAAUCCUCAGCAAACAGCCGCAGCUCUCUGCAGGACUUGAGGGCAGUGGCUAGUCUCACUGUCCUAUUAGGCCUGACGUGGUCAAUGGGCUUGUUUUCCUUUGGGCCAGGCAAAGUGGUCCUGAUGUACCUGUUCUCCAUCUUCAACACUUUCCAGGGUUUCUUUGUUUUUUUGUUCCACUGUUUGAUGAAGGAAAAUGUGAGGAAACAGUGGAGAAUCCACUUGUGCUGUGGACGUGUCAGACUCAGUGAUAACUCAGACUGGAGCCGCUCCGUAACAGUGGGUGGUCGCAGCAAAAAGAAGAAUCUUGUUAACUCUGACUCAGUUGCUUCUGACGACACGUCCACCGUCAGGAAGGUCUCCGACUCUUCCACAGGAUCAGCACCAAAUCACCACCACCAGGGGGCAUGAGUCGCCUCUGUAUGUGUCAUUCUGUAGUGCUCUCCCUCCCAGCUGGGCCGACCCUGUACAUCUGGGGCCCUAAGCAGAAUAAGUUUGGGGACCCUGUGUGGCAGCAGAUACACAUUGAAGAAUUCAUAGAACCAGCGAACAUAUGCAAUUAUAACCCUUAUGCACUGUGUUUGUACCUGGGCUGCAGGUCUUUUUCUGCUAAUUAAAUACACCCACUGAAACACUCAAAGUAAA